This is a messenger RNA of Jatropha curcas, 1602 nucleotides long. Lineage: Eukaryota; Viridiplantae; Streptophyta; Magnoliopsida; Malpighiales; Euphorbiaceae. The record is from RefSeq and is a predicted model, not a curated record.
UAUUCCUUGCUGUGUCUAAUCCAUUAACGUCCAGUAAGAGCAAUUAGAGCUAAAAGGACGUAUCAGCAGCUUCAAAGUGGUAAAAACGACAUACAAAAAUACUUGCAAACGGCAAUGGCAAGAAAUCUGCCAAGAUGUUUGGAAAAGUGAUCUUUCCCAUACUAUUCAUCUUCUUUCUAGUCUUCUCUUACUCCAUCUUCAUCGGAACCGUUGAUUUCAGAUCAUACUUCAAUCCUCUCCUCCAACAGUCACCGGCCGGUGCGCACUCGAUGUGUGCAACCGGGCCGCCUCUUAAGGUCUACAUGUACGAUCUUCCUCGAAAGUUUCACGUGGCGAUGAUGAGCAAGAGCAAGGUAAAUGAUGAUACGCCGGUAACGGCAGAGAAUUUACCGCCGUGGCCGAAGAAUUCGGGGUUAAGGAAGCAACAUAGUGUAGAGUAUUGGUUAAUGGCUUCGCUUUUGUAUGAUGGCGGUGGAGAGCAGAGAGAGGUUGUUAGGGUUUUAGAUCCGGAAAAGGCUGAUGCUUUCUUCGUGCCGUUUUUCUCUUCUUUGAGCUUUAACACGCAUGGGCAUAUCAUGACGGAUCCGGAGACCGAGAUAGAUCGCCAAUUGCAGGUAUAUUGUCGUUCAUUUCUUUGUAGUUUCAGAUUCCAUUUUUGUUCAAUUUACAGUUAUGCAUCCAUUUUAGAUUUAGUUAUGUUUAGCAGCAUAAACUAUAAGACUCUAUUAGCCACUGUUUUUUCCAAGUGCUUGUUAUAUAAUGUUAUUGUUAUUUCUCUUCUUACUUCUCAUUUCUUUCCUUUUCUGACAUACCAGUCAACUCAAGGAAUGAGAUCAUCAAAAUUCUGCCUGCAUCCUGCAGGAGACACUCCAUCUUCUUGCCGGCUUUUUGAUGCUAUUGUCAGUCAUUGUGUUCCAGUCAUCGUGAGUGAUCAGAUUGAGCUUCCUUAUGAAGAUGAAAUUGAUUACAGUGAAUUCUCGCUUUUCUUCUCUGUAAAAGAGGCAAUUCAACCCGGUUACAUGGUUGGUAAACUAAGAGAAUUUCCCAAAGACAGAUGGAUCAAAAUGUGGAGAAAGCUUAAGAGCAUUUCUCAUCAUUUUGAAUUCCAAUACCCACCAAAGAAGGAAGAUGCAGUUGACAUGUUAUGGAGACAGGUAAAACACAAACUUCCUAGGGUCCAACUUUCUGUACAUAGAAGCAAGAGAUUGAAAGUUCCAGAUUGGUGGCAGCGAUGAAGAUCAUCUGAAAGCUAGCUCAUAUGACACUGUACAUUCAUGAUUUUUUUGAUCAAUCAUAACAAUAAUCCCUUCUGGAGGGAACAAUCAGAGGUAGCCGCCUUUAUACUUGUUGUAACAUUUACUCUUUCCACGGAUACAUCGAAAGAUAUUCCUUUCUCGACAGUGAAGACCAGCAGACUUGCCUGCACAAGAGCUCGACUUAAUGCUAGAGAAAUAAGUUAUAGAGUAUGUAAUGGGAUGCACUGGCUAUAGACCUUUAGAAUUUAGCAAAGCAAAAGAGUUAUGGUUAAAUUUCUUCUUUUUCUUUCUGAAUCUUUAUACAAAUCUAAUUGGAAAUGGUGAUGACAUUCAUUGAUUGUGUUUA